Molecule: messenger RNA, 510 nt
Organism: Athene cunicularia (burrowing owl)
Lineage: Eukaryota; Metazoa; Chordata; Aves; Strigiformes; Strigidae
Gene: FABP3
Product: fatty acid binding protein 3
Exons: 3
Coding region: 1-495 (164 amino acids)
Biological process (GO): fatty acid transport
Cellular component (GO): cytosol; nucleus
Molecular function (GO): fatty acid binding
Source: RefSeq, a predicted model, not a curated record
AUGUGGCUGGCUGUGUGCACAGGCACCCGUGUGUGUGGCCCCCCCCCAGACAGUGGGUGGGGAGCAAUUUUGGGGUUCAUCCCCCACCAUCAUGGAGAGGAAGAGCUCCGGGAUGAUGCCAACAGGGACUGGGGUCUGACAGCCGCAUCCUGCCCCUCCACAUGCCCUCAGCCCCCCCCAACCUUGCACCCCCCAGGUGUGGGCUUCGCCACGCGGCAGAUGGCCAGCCUCACCAAACCCACCACCAUCAUCACGGUGGAGGGCGACAAGAUCACGGUGAAGACCCAAAGCACCUUCAAGAACACGGAGAUCAGCUUCAAGCUGGGCGAGGAGUUUGACGAGACCACGGCAGAUGACAGGCACGUCAAGUCCUUGGUCAAGCUAGAUGGAGGCAAACUCAUCCAUGUGCAGAAGUGGGAAGGGAAGGAGACAUCGCUUGUCCGGGAGCUGAAGGAUGGGAAAUUAAUUCUGGUAAGGAAAGAGAAAUGGCUUUAAGUGGGGUGGGGGUCA